Molecule: messenger RNA, 1604 nt
Organism: Esox lucius (northern pike)
Lineage: Eukaryota; Metazoa; Chordata; Actinopteri; Esociformes; Esocidae
Product: zinc finger protein 691-like
Exons: 2
Coding region: 167-1246 (359 amino acids)
Biological process (GO): regulation of transcription by RNA polymerase II
Cellular component (GO): nucleus
Molecular function (GO): DNA-binding transcription factor activity, RNA polymerase II-specific; RNA polymerase II cis-regulatory region sequence-specific DNA binding
Source: RefSeq, a predicted model, not a curated record
UUGCGUAGAGCGUUAGGGAAUAUAACACCGACGUUAUUUAGAUCGAGAGUUUCAAGAACGUUUAGUAUUGAAACGAACGAGUUUUACGUUGAUGUUAGUCAGCUAGCUGGCUGGUUCAUUUAGCAGUAGCCUAACAGCUAAUAAUUGCGUGUUAACGUUUUACACCAUGACCUCAAUGAGCUACUCCCCUGAUAAAGAAGAGAAGGUCUUCUGGACGGAGAAAGUACCGCUUGUGAAAGAGGAGAAUGAAGAGGAGGCUGUUACAGUUAAAAAAGAAAUAGAAGGCGAGGCUGUUACAGUGAAGGAGAAAGAACUAAAAGUAGAACACGAACACGCCUUCAGAGUGAAGGAAGAGGAGAACGUUAUUCUGAAGGAAACGGACGUUGUUGUGAAAGAAGAAAACAAGGAGGAGAAAGAGGAAGCCGUUGUUGCAGUGAAGGAGGAGGGAGAGAUUACUGUCUCAUUGACAGAAGAGGAGGACCAAGAGAAAGAGGAGAAUGCAGGUUUUGAAGGGAAGGUGGGGGAGAUCACUGUCACAUUGACAGAAGAAAAAGAGGAGGAGAGUGAACAUCUGAUCGACAUCAGAGAUAGGCCGUACUCCUUGAAUCCGGGGCAGGAGACGUCCAAUCCAGUGAGACCCAAACAGUGCUCCCACUGUGGAAUGGGUUUCAGUCGGUUGCGCGACCUUAAAAGCCAUGAGAGAACACACAUUGGAGUGACCCCUCACCCCUGCUCUCAGUGUGGAAAGGCUUUCACCAAUUUUGGGAACCUCAAAAAUCAUGAGCGAAAACACACCGAAGAGAGGAAGUCCUUUCACUGCUGUCAGUGUGGAAAAGGGUUCACCCAGUUAGGAAGCCUGAAAACGCAUCAGAGGUUACACUCUGGAGAGACACCUUACCACUGCAACCAAUGCGGAAUGACAUUCACCUGGCUAGGGAGCCUGAAAUCACAUGAGAGGACACACACAGGACAAAAGCCCUACCAAUGUGACUUGUGUGGAAAGAGUUUUGCCCAUUUAGGAAACCUGUCUUCUCAUGAGAGAACUCACACAGGAUGGGAUAAGACGUAUCACUGCUCCCAAUGUGGGGAAAGCUUCAUCCGGUUGAGGCACCUGCGUAAGCACGAGAGGAUACAUGCACAGGAGGAGGUGUACCACUGCUCUCAUUGUGGAAAGAUAUUUUCCCGGUCAGAGGACCUGAAAUCACAUGAGAGAAUAGAGAAGCUAUGUUCUGACUUAAGUUUUUAACAAUUUUCUUUUUUUAAUGCAAAACAGUUAUGACUGUUUACUACACUGCUCAAAAAAAUUAAGGGAACACGUAAUCAUCACAUGUAUUUAGCAGUAACAUGAUGUCUCUGUAACAUUUUGAGAAAGCCAUUGAAAAUGUAAAGUUUUAAAUGCUUCUCUAAUAUGGUGUAGCUGCUUAACUGGGAAACCAAAGGCUGUGCAAUGUGUGACCCUUCCUUCUGAAGUAUACAUCAUUGAUUUGAAGCAUCUAGGUCAUUUAAUUAGACAGCUACUGAAAUGUUAAACUGUACAUUGUUUUAAUGUGUUCAUAGAAAAUACAUUUGUAUCUAUAUUAUCCAUAAAAAAGUUUAGCAAUCUA